Molecule: messenger RNA, 3742 nt
Organism: Contarinia nasturtii (swede midge)
Lineage: Eukaryota; Metazoa; Arthropoda; Insecta; Diptera; Cecidomyiidae
Gene: Klp3A
Product: chromosome-associated kinesin KIF4
Exons: 7
Coding region: 247-3645 (1132 amino acids)
Biological process (GO): mitotic spindle organization; microtubule-based movement
Molecular function (GO): microtubule binding; microtubule motor activity; ATP binding
Source: RefSeq, a predicted model, not a curated record
AUUUUAUGCGCUAACCGACAAUCACUCAAACAACUUAUGAAGUGAACUUUUGUGUUCUAAGUUUUGUGUUUGUUCUUAUGUUCGUUUAAAUUUUCGUUCAUAAUUUGUUAUUUAUUGCAUUUUUGGCUUUCGUUAGUGAAUAUUUUAAAGAUUUUGUUUUUAUUUUGACUUGAAUAUUCGGGAGUUCAAAUAAACCAUUGCGCAUUACUGAGAAAUUCACGUGUUUUGGUGGAACAAACGACGAAAAUGUCAUCAGAUGAUACGGUGAAGGUUGCAGUACGGAUUCGGCCUUUGGUCAAAUCGGAGAAAGACAGAGGAUGCCAAAGUAUUGUGCAUAAGACAGCAACACAUCCGCAAGUGAUUGUCAAUACAGGCACAAAAACAUCGGACAAGUACACAUACAAUUAUGUUUUUUCACCGGAAGAUUCACAGGAAAUGAUCUAUGACAAUGCUGUUAGGUCGAUGGUGUUCAAAUUGUUUGAAGGCUUCAAUGUCACGAUUCUAGCGUAUGGUCAAACAGGCAGUGGAAAAACCCAUACCAUGGGCACAAAUUAUAAUAGCAACGGUGAUAUCGAUGAGGUGGGUGUUAUUCCACGCGCUGUCAAUGAGAUCUUUGAACAAAUCACAACAAUGGAGAUUGACAACGAUUUCACGGUAAAUUGUUCAUUUGUCGAACUCUAUCAAGAGAAAUUGUACGAUUUGUUGACAACAAAUCAAAGAGAUCAAAGCAUUGUUGACAUUCGCGAAGUAGAUGGAAAAAUCGUUAUUCCAAAUCUAACUGAGCGAAUUGUAAAAGAUACUGUAUCCACGACCAAGUGUUUGAUGGACGGUUCAUCAUUUCGAGCAGUUGGUGCAACUGCUAUGAAUGCACAAUCCAGUCGAAGCCAUGCAAUCUUCACUGUAACCAUACAAAAGAUUCCGAAAGAAGAUCCAGCCUCUGCGACGAUUGCCAAAUUUCAUCUGGUCGAUUUAGCCGGUUCGGAACGAUCGAAAAAGACUCAAGCGGUGGGAGAACAAUUCAAAGAAGGUGUUAAAAUAAAUCAAGGUUUAUUGGCAUUGGGAAAUGUAAUAUCAGCAUUGGGCUCAACAAAUCCAAAUGAUAACAAACACAUUGGUUAUCGUGAUUCGAAAUUGACGCGUUUGCUACAAGAUUCACUUGGCGGAAAUUCAAUUACAUUGAUGAUCGCCUGUGUCAGUCCAGCUGAUUACAAUUGUGACGAAACCAUUGGCACACUACGGUAUGCAGAUCGUGCACGUAAAAUAAAAAAUAAACCAAUUGUCAACGAAGAUCCGAAAACGGCUGAGAUUAAUCGUCUCAAGGCAGAAAUUCAAUCGCUGCGCGUUGAAUUGUUGUCAAAAUCUGGCAUUGGAAAUAUGACGUCGGUUGAAAAAUGUAAGUCAUGUCAAGAGCCACCAACAAAAGCACAAUUGCAAAAAGAUAAUCGUGAAUUGGCGGAAAAAAUGCAAAUGGCACUAUUUGAAAUGGCACAUCGUGAGAACGUGUUAACCGAAUAUGAAGAGACAAUUGAGUCGUUAAAUGCAAAAAUCACCGAGUUGAAAGGACAAAUCGAUAAAUUGGAUAAAGAAAACACAACAAAUAUGUCGCCCGAACAACUAAAACAAUAUGAAGAAAAAGUUCAAAUGAUUACAACGAGCAUUUUGGACUUGACCGAACACAUGAAGGAACGAAACGAUUGCAUUAUACAAAAUUUAAAGCACACAGAAUCACAAUCGAUAAAUGUAUCACGUUCAUCACUGGCCGACAGCGAAGAGCUGGCCCAAACUAACGAUAAGUACAUUAAACAACAAACGGAAUACCAACAAGAGCUGCGAGAAUUUAAGCAAGAGUUAAAUGUCAAAGAGAAACUGCAUUACAAAUUAAUCGAAAACUAUGAAAAAUUCCGCAGUCUAAAUGAUGCCGAAAAUGUUAAAGCGAAAAUGAAAGAGUACGAAGAGAUGAUCAAGAAAAUGGAAAAAGAGCAAGAAGAACUUAAAUUGGCGCUUCGCAAUAAAAAUGGUUCGGUUUCCGUAAAGUUGGCCGAAGAACGGCGAAAACGUGUGCAACUCCUUGAAGCUCAAAUUGCCGAAAUCAAGCAAAAGAACAAUGUGCAAGCCAAACUGUUGAAACAACACGAGAAAGAUGGCGAUCAGAUUAAGAAAUUGAGCAGCGAAAUCGUUGAAAUGAAACAAAAUAAAGUGAAAUUGAUCAAAAAAAUGAAAUUUGAAAGUGAUGAGUUCCGACAAUGGAAGGCACAACGUGAAAAGGAAAUUGUUCAGUUGCGCACAAAGGAACGAAAACUUGAGUCUGAAGCCGUGAAAAAGGACUUACUCCAUGAAAAACAACGAAUUGUUCUUCAACGCAAAUUCGAAGAAUCGAAUGCUGCAAACAAACGGCUUAAAGAAGCACUGCUGAAGGUACAAAAGAACAAAGAAAGUAAGCUAGCAAACAAGAAUGCUCCGGCUCAAAAGGCAGCUUGGUUGAAUGAGGAGAUUGAAUUGAUUUCCUCAAUUGUUGAUAUCAAACAAUCAUAUGAACGCUUGAAUGAUGCAAGAGCUGAGCUAACCACCCGUUUAAAUAAGGCAAAACGCAGAAAGGAUAAGGAAUUGGUGAAACAGACUGAAGAAGAAAUUGAGAUGCACAACGCCCAAAUAACGGAUUUGCGAGAAAAAAUUCGAACAAAUGAUUUGGACGAAAAGAUCAAAGCAAUUCAAGAUUCAUAUCAAACAUUGCCAGAGAGUCGUAGCAUUGUAAGACAUUUGCUCAAUACAUUUGUUGAAAAUCGUGGCAAUUUCAACACAUAUUUUGCCCAAGCUCGUGAUAUGAAACACCAAAUCGAUGCAUUGCACGAGGAAAAACAACAAAUGGCCGAUGAAUUCAAGCGGAAAUCAGAUGACUUACAGAAUGAAAUGAAGCGUUUGGUUGAUGAAAACGUGGAAAAGCAAUCAGUGUUACUAAAAGCACUUGCAUCCGAAGGAUCUCAAUCGGAGUUGAUAGCACUGUUGCAGGCGCAACUGAAUGAGAAGGAAGCUGAAAUUGAACAGAUUAGAGAUUCGAAAUUAAUAUACAAGCGUCCAAUAAAGCAACGCAUUGAAGAGGUCACCAUUGAGUUAGAUGAUACAAUGGAGUCGGUCAACGUGGAUGAUGAUGACGAAUCGAUGGAUCCUGACUGGGUUAAAACUCCAUUGCAGAAAUGGUCGCGCCGCAAGACGACGCGUUUAAAUUCGCAAAAUUCACAAGGUUCUGAGAAUGAGUCGAUUAUGGAGCCAAUUCCAAAACCAAGCAAACCAGCGCCAAAGCGAUCGAAAUCAUCAAAGGGUGUUUGUGGAUGCAAAACAGGAUGCAAGGAAGGUCAUUGUGGCUGCCGUAGAAGUGGAAACAGUUGCAACGAUUCUUGUGGCUGUGUCACACUCAAGAAUUGUACAAAUGUUUUUGGUCGAGAUAGUGCCGGUAGCUUGAAACGCGGUCGUUCAAUUGAUGAGGACAACAAUACAAUUUCAGUUGAUGAGGAAGAUAAGGAGAAUUUGGACGAAGUUGUUCCAUGUACACCACCGAAAAAACUACGCACGGACGACAUUAUUAAUCCAUAUGUUUACUCGCACAAAAAACGUCACCCCAUUUUUACGGCACCAUCUCAAGACGAUUAGAAUAGAUAUAUAGUAUAUAAGAAUUCAUUUGCUUUGCACAAUAAUUUGAGGAAAAUGUUAUACAUAAAUUGACUGAAUAAUACAAAAACAAAUAACA